Molecule: messenger RNA, 5480 nt
Organism: Amphiprion ocellaris (clown anemonefish)
Lineage: Eukaryota; Metazoa; Chordata; Actinopteri; Pomacentridae
Product: DNA excision repair protein ERCC-6-like
Exons: 6
Coding region: 41-3727 (1228 amino acids)
Molecular function (GO): DNA translocase activity; protein binding; ATP binding
Source: RefSeq, a predicted model, not a curated record
AAACUCCUCCGCUACACAUCUGUAAGAUCAGAGUAACACAAUGGAUGAAUCUCAUCCUAAUGGAGAAAUUACAGACAAGCUGGAGAGGUCUCUGACCAUCGAUUCAGACGACAGGAUGGAAAAAUAUCAACGAUUGAUUCAGAACGGUAAAGAUGUGGCCAGACGAGGGGACAUGGACAAAGCACUGGAGUUCUUCAAACUGGCGAACAACAUUCACCAAAGUCAGAAACUGGAAAUCAGGAUCAAGAAGAUUGAGGAAUUAAUUGCUCAGACUGACUCUGAGGAAGACUACGAUGAGUUUGUCAGCGUGAACAACAGCGGUUUGAUGCUUUUUAAAGGGCUGUUUGACAAACUGUACGACUACCAGCGGGACGGUGUUGCCUUCCUGUACAGCCUCUACAGGGAUGGAUGUAAAGGCGGCAUCCUGGCCGAUGAUAUGGGCCUCGGAAAAACCAUUCAGGUGAUUUCGUUCCUCUCCGGGAUGUACGACAAUGAGCUGGCUAAACACACUCUGCUGGUCAUGCCGACAUCUCUCAUCAGGAACUGGACCAAGGAGUUUGCUAAAUGGACUCCAGGCAUGAGGGUCAAGGAGUUUCAUGGCAUCAGCAAAGGGGAGAGAACCAGGAACUUGGAGAAGGUCCAGAGGAGGAGCGGCGUCCUCAUCACCACUUACACCAUAUUAAUGAACAACUGGGAGCAGGUGUCAUCGUACCACGGCAGAGAGUUCACCUGGGACUACAUGAUCCUGGAUGAAGCCCACAAAAUCAAAAACACUGGCACCAAGACAGCCAAAAGUGUCUACGCCAUCCGGUCCAAAAACAGAGUUCUGCUCACAGGAACUCCGGUCCAGAACAACCUGAGAGAAAUGUGGGCUCUCUUUAACUUUGCCUGCCAGGGAGCUCUGCUCGGCACCGCUGAAACCUUCAAAGCAGAGUACGAGAACCCCAUCACCCGGGCCAGGGAGAAGGACGCCACUCCAGUAGAAAAGGCUCUCGGGAUGCGGAUGUCUGAGACCCUCAUGACCACAAUCAAACCCUACUUCCUCCGCAGGACCAAAUCAGAAGUGCAGAAAAACAGAAAAAAUGGCACAAAUUCAUGCAAAGAGAAACAUUUGGACAACAAUGUCCCAAAUGUGCAAAAAGUCUGUGGAGCCAUGAUGCCCGAAUUGGCGAGGAAGAACGACCUGAUCGUGUGGACGUACCUGAGUUCUGUUCAGGAGGACAUCUACAGACAGUUCAUCUCCUUGGACCACAUCAAGGAGCUGCUGCUGACCACCAGAUCUCCUCUGGCUGAACUGAACAUGAUGAAGAAACUGUGCGACCAUCCCAGGCUGCUCUCUGCUGCCGCCAUCAGCAAGUUAGGCUUGGAGGAAAACGGAGGUGAGAGCCAGCAAGGAGACGAGGCCGACACCGACGCCCACAGCAUCGACAACAUCCCCGACGACACCUUAAUAUCGGAGUCCGGGAAGCUCGUCUUCCUGUUCGCGCUUCUGGAAAGGCUCAGAGAGGAAGGCCACCGAACGCUCGUCUUCGCUCACUACAGGAAGGUGCUGGACAUCAUAGAGCGUAUCCUCGGCAACAGAGGCUUCAAAGUGCUGAGGCUAGACGGUACGAUAACGCAGAUCGCAGAGAGAGAGCGGCGCAUCUCUUUGUUCCAGACAGAUGACCGCUACUCCGUCUUCCUCCUCACCACACAGGUUGGUGGCGUCGGCAUCACUUUGACGGCAGCUAACCGGGUGGUCAUCUACGAUCCCAGCUGGAACCCGGCAACAGACGCCCAGGCUGUGGACCGGGCGUACCGCAUCGGACAGACCGAAAAUGUCAUCGUCUACCGGCUCAUCACUUGCGGCACUGUGGAAGAGAAGAUCUACCGCCGGCAGGUUUUCAAAGACUCCCUCAUCAGGCAGAACACCGGCGACAAGAAGAACCCAUUUCGGUACUUCAGCAAGCAGGAGCUGAAGGAGCUCUUCACGCUGGAGGACACCAGGUCGUCGUCCACGCAGCUGCAGCUUCAGGAGCUUCAUUCCCGACACCGGCGGACCGACUUGGAGCUGGACGAGCACAUCGCUCACCUCCACACCAUGGAGAUGUUCGGCAUCUCCGACCACGACCUCAUGUUCUCCCUCGACGUCCACAAUGACGAGGCGCCCGAGAACCAAGUGGAGCACCAGUACAUCGAGGGGCGGGUCCAGAAGGCCCAGGAGCUGAUGAAGGCCGAGUCCGAGCUGCAGAUGCAGCUGGCAGAAAACAUGAUGUCCAGCACAGAACCAGCCUGGCUCAGACAACCAGCGGACAGCAGAGGGUCGCGUGAGAGGAAACCAAGAAGUCCUAAACAGAGUCCUGCGUGUCCACCGCAGGACCACAAGUUAAACGGGUCAGUGGUUGUAGUGGAUUUGGACCAGGACAGCCAGCAGAACCUGAGUGACCGAGUCAUCGAUCUAACAGCAGACCAGAGUGCAGCAGAAGUUCUAGAAGUCAGUCAGGAUGAAGUUCAGCCUCCAGUCAAAGAGGAGAGCAGUUACCUGGAGGCACCAGAGGAGGUGAUGGAGUCAGAUGAAGAUCCAGAAGCUGAAGAUCCAGAAGCUUCUGUUGGAGAACUGAUGGAAACAUCUGAGAUGUCCAAGGCAGCAGGUGAUGGCAGCCUCCUGGAAGCUGAACAAGAUGAACAGCAGCCAAACGGAGCUUCACCCUCUAAAUCCAGCUCCGACAUGGACUUGGGUCAUCAUCACAUCUCACCUCUGCAGAACCAAAGACUUUCUGUCCUGCAAGCUUCCAACUCCAGCUUCAGAGGAGACGCGUCCUCCAGAGUCAGCACCGGCCUCGAGUCCCUGAACAGGAACUUCCAGUUACAGCUGGACGACAGCGACGUGUCCUCAGAUGAUCCGGACACCGAAGCCGAGGAGCGACGGCUGCUGUCUCAGCUGCAGAUGGAGGGAAGUUUCGACGUCAGCAAGUCUCUGUCUGAGCGGCAGCAGAGAGAAGCUUCCAGGCAGAACGUCAGCCUCCUCGCCACCGUGGACGAGUCGGCGGACGAUUCCACCGUGGCGACCAGGAAGAAGAGAGUGGCGGUGAUUUAUGAUAGUGAGGAGGAGGAGGAGGACGAAGAGCAGCAGCUGAUGAAGAGCCGACUGGAGAGCUCCUUCCAGGCGCUGGGAGCUUCAACGCCCAAAUCUGGUUCCACCCCUCGGAGGACCAGAAGGAGCGUCGGAGGAAACACCUCUGUGGCGUCACGUCGGUCACUGCUGCAGUCCAUCAUGGAGGACAUGAACAACCAGGAGGAGGAGGAAGAUGAAGGCCACGAUGAUGAACGUUGUGAUGAAGCCGAGGAGAAUAACGCUGUUGGUUCCAGUGGUGAUGAGCUUCAGAUGGAGGAGACCGAAGGAGAGACUCUGAACUCAGAGGAGGAGGAUGAAGGUGAUGAAGAGGACGAUGAAGAGGAGGAUCAGUCCGAGGAGAUGAGCCUGAACUUGGAGGAGUCCAGCGGUGAUCCUGAGCUUUCUUCUUCUGAGAGGAUGGAUCGAUGCGCCGCAGAGACCGACGGGAUGGAAGACGUCUGCGAGGCCGAGAGCUACGAAUCUCUGGUGAGCAGAGGGAAGGAAUGUUUCAGCAGAGCUCAGCUGGACCAAGCUCUGGGCUUCUUCCUCAGAGCCAUCGACAUCCAGCCUGGAGACCCCGAAGUCCAGCUGAUGACCAUCCAGCUGUACCGGCAGCUCAGUCAGAGGAGGUAACCACCUUCUGAGACCAGAACGUCCAGAGUCCAACUGAGGAAGUCUGUUAGAGGAGGAGACUAAACCUGUGGAAACAUCUCACUGAUGUGUAGCUUCACCUUUACUUCAGUUAUUCAAAGUGCUACUGUAACGCUAUGUUUGGGUUGUGUGUUAGACCAUUCUGCUUCUAAACCCCUCAGUUAACACUGACAUCAGAUGAACCUCAACAGCCUCCAAACAUUCAACAGGACUUUUAUUUUCAAUCAUCUGAACUGUUUGUUUCCUCCUGCAGCCAAUCAGAGCCUCCUCAGCUGGAGGAGAAGGAGAAGAGGAAGAGGAAGACGAAGAAGAGGAAGAAGAAGAAGAAGAGGAAGACAAAGAAGAAGAAGACAAAGAAGAGGAAGACAAAGAAGAGGAAGACAAAAAAGAAGAGGAAGAAGGCGAAGAAGAAGACGAGCGGUGCUGCGUUCACUGACCUCCAUCUUCUCCAUCAGGACACAUCACAUGUGAGGCUGACGGAGGAUUCUUCUUCACUUCAACUCUCUGAGCAGCGCCAUGUUGGCGUAGCUCCGCCUCCUGCUCUGAUUGGUUCUGGAGACUCGGCCCGCAGUAGCAGGUUCUCUACCGGCAGUUCCUCAGAGCCGCUCAGGACAAACCUUCAUCCCCCAAAUCUGGGAUGAGUUGAUUCAGCUGGUGGCGCUGGUGAAGCAAGUGAAGCAGAAUGAAUCCUUGAAGCUCGUUUUCCUGGAAGCUUUUCAACACAGUCCUCUUUGGAGGCAUCUGGUGGCCAAAAGCAUGAAGAGCAGCUUGAAUCUCCAACCUGAGAUGAAAUGUCCAUGAUGGUUUCCCUCUACACUCCAACACGGCUUUGUUUGGAUCAUAAAGUAAAAUACUAGAUUGUUCAUUGUUCUUUUGUCAUUUUGUGUCUCAUCUUUGUAAUAUUUUGUCUCGUUUUUGUUGUUUUUUAAAAUCUUUUUUAAAUUUGUCUCAUAUUUUUGUUGUUUUCUUCCUCGCAUUUGUCCAUUUUUUGUAACUUUUUGGUUUGUUUCAUGUUGUUUGUCUCCUUUUUUGUAAAGUUGUUUCUCACUUUUGACACUUUGUGCUUUUUGGCGUUUUGCGUCUUGUUUUUGGAGUUAUGUGUCUCAUGCUGGUAAUAUUUUUGUUAUUUUUUUGUCUUUUUUGUUAUUUGUCUCAUGUUUUUGCCGUUUUGUUUCUCGUUUUGGUUGUUUUGUGUUUCCUUUUUGCCUCACUCGUGUUGUUUGUCUAUUUUUUUGGUGUUCUGUUUCUCGCUUUUGUCGUUGUUUGUCUUGUUAGUGUCAUUUAUGUAAUUUUUUCUCUCUUUUUUGUCAUUUGUCCAUUUUUUUGUCUCUUUCUAACUUUUUGGCCAAAUUUUUUGUCUCUUUUUUUGUUUCAUGUCGUUUGUCUCAUUUCUUGUCAUUUUGUGUUUCACUUUUGAUGUUUCGUUCUAAUUUUUUGGCAUUUUGUGUGUCAGUUUUGUAAUAUUUUGUCUUGCUUUUGUUGUUUUUUGUCUUUUAUUUUUCUAAACAAAUUUCAGGUUGUUCAUGAUGUUUUGCAAAAAGAUAAUUCCUUAAAUGUGAACAUUUUUGCACUGAAACAAAGUAAACAUUAGGAGUUGUGGUUAUUUAUGCUGGGAUUUUACUGGAGAUCAGACUGGGCUGGGGCUAAGGUUAUGGUGUUAUGAACGUGUAUUUUAUACGGGGGAAAAUAAUCUGAUGUUGACUUGAUUAAUAAAUGGUUUUGAUGAAUAAACGUU